Rotaria sordida is the source of this 544-nucleotide messenger RNA. The record is from the annotation of a GenBank genome assembly. Lineage: Eukaryota; Metazoa; Rotifera; Eurotatoria; Philodinida; Philodinidae.
AUGUCUUUACAUACAUAUAUAUUAAAAUCUUCUAUCGAAACAAAGAAAAGAAAAUCAAUACCAAUGACAGACACAAGUAAUCAGCAAAUUGAUUCAUCAUUAUCAUCAAAUGAUAGUAAUAAUAAUAAUAAUAAUAAUAAUAAUAAUAGUAUAGAAAUUCCAUCGACAACACUUUCUAAUCGUCGAUCACAACGACGACGAACAAAUGCUCAAUCACAAAUGCGAAGUAGUUCAUUAACAACAACUAUAUUAAAAGAAAAUGGUUGUACGAAUGAAUGUUCAUUAGAAACAACAAAAGAAAAUGAUAAUCAAAAACAAGAAAAAUGUUCUACACCUGUAUAUAUAGAUAAACUUGUAUUUAAAACAUCAAAAUUAAAUCCAAAAUCAUCUUAUUGGACAGUAACUGAUCGACAAGCUGAAUGGUAUAAACUUACUAUACCAGUCAAUCAAUCAACAAAUAAUAAUAGUAAUAAUACAAAAGAAUCAUCAUUAACAGUAUCUUAUCGAUUAUUACCAAAUAUAUUAGAACGAAAAAAAUCAAAUU